Messenger RNA from Lodderomyces orthopsilosis Co 90-125, 1383 nucleotides. Its product is annotated as DNA primase subunit. The coding region runs from base 1 to 1383 and encodes 460 amino acids. Gene Ontology annotation, cellular component: alpha DNA polymerase:primase complex. The record is from RefSeq and is a predicted model, not a curated record. Lineage: Eukaryota; Fungi; Ascomycota; Pichiomycetes; Serinales; Debaryomycetaceae. Gene Ontology annotation, biological process: DNA replication, synthesis of primer. The transcript has a single exon.
AUGUCACCAGCGCCACUAGCAACAGGUGAUAACACCCUGUGUUCUAAUAGCUCUGAAAGCGGCACCAAAGUUAAACAGUCAGCUAUGCCUAGUGAGGUGGAUAUGCAGUUCUAUUACCAGCGCUUGUUACCAUUCAAGUAUAUAUUCACUUGGACAAGUCAUUCACCAAAACCCACAAAGGACUUUACUAUGAGGGAGUUUGCAUAUGAGUAUAGAAGCACGGCAUACAAGCGUUACAACUCUUACAGCAACGUGGAUGAGUUCAAAAAGGCAGUCAUUAGUGCCAACCCAACGCGUUUCGAAAUUGGAGCUGUGUAUAAAGUUGCACCAAAGGAAAGAUACAACCUACCCAAACAAGCUUUGAAACCUGUGAGUAAAGAGUUGGUGUUUGAUAUCGAUUUGACGGAUUACGAUGAAAUUAGAACUUGCUGUCAGGGGACAGAUAUUUGUUGUAAAUGUUGGAAAUUUAUUCAAGUUGGGUCAACCAUAAUUGAAGAUUGUUUGAGGCAGGAUUUUGGCUUCCAACAUAUGGUAUGGGUGUUCUCUGGACGUAGAGGUGCCCAUUGCUGGGUCAGCGACAAAAGGGCAAGAGAGUUGGAUGAGAAUAGUAGAAGAUCAAUUGUGGAGUAUCUUGAUGUUUUAGGUGGAAAGCAUGCAAAGGGUUCAAAAGGUUUUCACGUGAGGAAACCAUUCCAUCCUCAUGUUGAAAGAAGCUUUGAAAUUAUGAAGAAGAGAUUUAUUGAAAUCAUUUUGGAAGAUCAAGACCCGUGGUAUACCGAUCCAAACACUGAACUGGAUUCAAAAAGUUGGAAACAAGUGGAUGAACUUUUAAGUUUUAUGCCAAACAAGGAAUUACAAGCAGAAUUGAAGAAAAAGUGGCAAGGAGAGUGCAAAAUGUCGACAUCUAAAGAUAAAUGGGAGGAUUUGAAUACAGUUGCAGCAAAAGUGUUAAAAUCAAACAGUCAGGUUGCCUCAUUACUGGAUGCAAAGAAGGAAAUUAUCAUCUAUUUCCUUUAUCCAAGAUUGGAUAUUGAGGUUUCUAGACAAAUUAUCCAUUUGUUAAAGUCCCCAUUCUGUGUGCAUCCUGGAACAGGUAAUGUCUGUGUACCAUUUGAUCCAAAAAAGAGUAUUUCGGGAGUUGCGCUGGAUGAUGCAUAUGGGUUUAAUCCUACUACGGCGCCAAAUUUGAAACAACUACUUACGGAGCUUGACGAAUAUGAACAAAAUGGAAGUGGUGAUAUCGAUGAUGUAAAUGUCCCUGCAUGGGAUAAAACUAGUCUCAAACCAUAUGUUGAUUUAUUCAAAAAGCACGUGGGUGAUUUGGUAAAAACAGAGAUGAAGAAUGGCAAGAGAGAGUUGGAUUCUGAUCCUUAUGAGUUCUGA